AUGCAGCUUCGUUUCCUCGAACCCUUGAACAUUUCUAGUUGCCAGACAAAAGAAUUCAAGGAGAUCGAAGGCGAGCUGGUCAGAAAAAUCAAAGCAGAACACAUGGGAUAUCUGUGGUUCUUUGGCAUCACCGAAGAUACAUUCUACCAACUUCAGGACGAAACCUCACGAAGCACCAGGCGCCUACACUGCUUCUACAAUUUCGACGAGCAGAAGCUCCGCGUCAGGAUGCCCGGGAGAGUUCACGACAGUCUCGCUGCCCAGCUUUUCUUCCUGAUCUGUGACAAGCUGAAAUCGGCGGGCCUACUCAACACUGCUUGUGUACCGAACCUCUCCCCCUUGAUUAGACUUGGGAACAUUGCCGCUGAGCCAGAUGGAUGCUGGGGCCCCUUAAACAGCGAGCACUUCACAGUUGGCAUUGAGGUCGGGAAUUUAGAAAGCGACAACGAACUCAGUCAUGACGCUCGACAUUGGAUCGAGCAUGCCGAAUCAUCCUUCCAGAUCUGCCUCAUUGUCAAGCUCAGCAACAAUCCCGAUACGAUUACACUUUCCGUCUGGCGGCCACAAAAUCACCCUAAUUCCGGCUCACAGCUCCGGAGAAGACAUGUUUCCGCGAUUAUCACCGAUACCGCAACUAUCACUCGGGGCCGUCCCGAUCCUGUGGUCCGAUUCGAAAGUCAUAUAUCGCCCAUACUCACUCCAACCGAGAUCCGACUUCCUGUAGCAGCUUUCACUGGGUAUCAGCUUCCGCCUGGUGUUCAUGUCAACUUUGGGGAUAGUAUUGUCCUGACAGAAGAAGACUUGAUAGAGUUUGGGAGACUCCACUGGAUUCCGGGAAAUGGUUACCAGUGA
Aspergillus clavatus NRRL 1 is the source of this 852-nucleotide messenger RNA. RefSeq lists its product as uncharacterized. The transcript has a single exon. The coding region runs from base 1 to 852 and encodes 283 amino acids. Lineage: Eukaryota; Fungi; Ascomycota; Eurotiomycetes; Eurotiales; Aspergillaceae. The record is from RefSeq and is a predicted model, not a curated record.